GGGCAUUCUCUAGACUUGAUCCCGCCAUAGUUUUCCCACUCUACUACCACAGAGCCAUCAUCAAACCCACCCCAGUCCAACCACCUUCUCCACAGUGCGAUAGAUAGGCUAGUAGGCUGCUGCUCUAUUCGUUCAACGGGCCGACUGCAAAUCAGAGGAUUUUGAUUUCAACUACAGCUCCACAUAUUUUACUGGAUAAUUUGAACGUUUCCGCUCCCCCCCCCCCCCCUCGAUAGUCCGUUUUGAUUUGUUUUGUAUUCGAGGAUCUUUCAGUUGUUGUUUUUUAGGUCUUGCCUGUGUGGACACAACUAGUGUGAUAUCCAGAUAGAGGCAGAUCUCCAACAAAGUCCCACUCCUCUGUUACUUUAUAGGCAUAUUUUCCGUUAGACCGUUCGGCCCAUUUGGACUUACAAAUACAUCUGCCAAAAUGAACAAGCUAUACAUUGGAAAUCUGAACGAUAAAGUGACUGUCGAAGAAUUGGUUAAACUCUUUGAAGAUUACAAUCUCGUAUAUGUCGGGGAAUUUCUGCUGAAAACCGGCUAUGCAUUUGUGGAUUGUCCGGACGAUCAAUGGGCUAUGAAGGCUAUCGAGGCGUUUUCUGGUAAAGUGGAACUUCAUGGGAAACGUAUCGAGGUCGAGCACUCCGUCCCCAAGAAGCAAAGGACCAGGAAGUUGCAGUUCAGAAACAUCCCCCCUCACCUGCAGUGGGAGGUGUUAGAUGGUCUGCUGGCGCAGCAUGGCACCGUGGAGAACUGUGAACAAGUGAACACAGACAGCGAGACGGCCGUGGUCAACGUUACAUACGGAACCCGGGAACAUGCCAGGCAAGCCAUCCAGAAGCUCAAUGGCUACCAGUUUGAGAACAACGCCCUGCACGUCUCCUACAUCCCCGACGAGACCUCAGAGGCGGAGGGCGGCCCGCGUGGGCCCGACAACGGCCGGCGCCCCGGCUACGGCCCCCGCGGCGGGCACCGCGGCGGCGGCUCCCCAGGCUCCGGGAUGCCCCCCAAGCACCAGCACACCGACAUCCCCCUGAGGCUCCUGGUGCCCACGCAGUACGUCGGGGCCAUCAUCGGCAAGGAGGGGGCCACCAUCCGCAACAUCACCAAGCAGACGCAGAGCAAGAUCGACGUGCACCGCAAGGAGAACGCAGGGGCGGCGGAGAAGCCCAUCAGCAUCCACUCCACCCCUGAGGGCUGCUCCGCCGCGUGCCGCAUGAUCCUGGACAUCAUGCAACAGGAGGCCAAAGACACCAAGACCGCCGAUGAAGUACCGCUGAAGAUCCUGGCUCACAACAACUUUGUGGGACGUCUCAUCGGGAAGGAGGGGCGCAACCUGAAGAAGGUGGAGCAGGACACCGACACAAAGAUCACCAUCUCCCCGCUCCAGGACCUGACCCUGUACAACCCAGAGAGGACCAUCACGGUGAAGGGCCCCAUCGAGGCCUGCUGCCUGGCCGAGGCCGAGGUCAUGAAGAAGGUCAGGGAGGCCUACGACAACGACAUCGCCGCCAUGAAUCAACAGACUCAUCUGAUUCCAGGCCUGAACCUUGGGGCCCUGGGCCUGUUCCCGCCCUCCGGCUCCAUGCCCCCUCCCCCGCCCGGCAAUUCCUCCUCUUGCGCCCCCUACGGAUCCUUUGGGACUCAGGAGCAGGAGACGGUCCAUGUGUACAUCCCUGCCCAGGCGGUUGGAGCCAUCAUCGGCAAGAAGGGACAGCACAUCAAACAGCUGAGCCGCUUCGCUGGGGCGUCCAUCAAGAUCGCCCAGGCUGAGGCUCCUGAUGCUAAGAUGAGGCAGGUGAUCGUGACAGGCCCACCUGAGGCCCAGUUUAAGGCUCAGGGCAGGAUCUACGGCAAGCUGAAGGAGGAGAACUUCUUUGGGCCGAAGGAGGAGGUGAAGCUGGAGACCCACAUCAAGGUGGCAGCGGCGGCGGCAGGGAGAGUCAUCGGCAAGGGAGGCAAGACGGUGAAUGAGCUUCAGAACCUGACAGCAGCCGAGGUGGUGGUCCCGAGGGAGCAGACCCCAGAUGAGAAUGAUCAGGUCAUCGUCAAGAUCAUCGGACACUUCUACGCCAGCCAGCUGGCCCAGAGGAAGAUCCGUGACAUCCUGACCCAGGUGAGGCAGCAGCAGAAGGGGGGGAUGGGUGGGCGGGCCAGCCCCCACCCCCAGGGCCUCUCAGAAAUGGGCGGGGCCCCGGCCCCUGCCCCGACCCAGGCCCCGGCCCCACAGGGACAGUCCCAGGAGCGCAAGAAGUGAGCCGUUGCCCCCGCCCCCCCCCCCCCCCCCCCCCCACUGCCUGACGAACAAGACGCACGGACGAACUGGUAACGCAACACGGACGGACUGAAACGGGAGAGCGACGCACGGACCCAGCGGUAGACGGGGAGGAAAUACGAAGGGGGAGGGGAGGGGAGAGCUGAUGCCUGACAGCGAGACGGGGGGGAGAGAGACCAGAUGUUUAGACACAGAGAGAGAGAGAGAGAGAUAGGAGUAGGGGCAUAACAGGAGAAACGAAUAAGAUCAAAAAACAAGCGAGAACAGAGAGACCAGACGCCAGGGCAGAGGAGGGGCUGAUGAAGGGCGGAGGGAUGAAGGUGUGACAGGAAGGCGCUGAUGGGAAGCGGUGUUGGUGUCGUGUCUUCCAGUGCAGCUCUGUAGCACUCCAAAAGGACGCAGAGGAGGAGGGGGUGAUGAAUAUCUGCUGCAACAACACAGACGGGAACACCACUGGAUAAGCCCUGAUGGAGCCUAGGAUAGGACGGACGUGAUACAGCCUUGCUGCUCUUACACUAAAGGCUAGCGUUUUUUUAAUCGACCACAGUGGCCAGAGGGGCGAGGUCCCUACGGCUCCUGGUCAGAGUGAUCAGUGCUCCGGAAGAGGCCCACUCCGCCCCUCUGGCGCCCCCCUGUGUGCACCUCUCCUCACCGCUCCAGCAGCCUGUCUCAUAUUUUAAGGGUGUUUUUUUUAAGAAACAAAAAAGAUAGAUAUAUGUAUAGAAAUGUUUUAUUCAGAGCUAUUAUUGAUAGAAUGCAGUCAGGCAGAAAACCGGGAGAGGGGAAUGGGAAGUGGCAAACGGGAUAGGUCACACUCCCUCACGCCAGCCAAUGAACGUUAAGCAGAGGGGCCGCAGAUGUUAACACUGCUCUGUGACGGUGCCUCCGACUACGGGGGGCACCGGAAGAAAAAAAAGAAAAUAUGAGGUUGUAAAUAUAUAAUCUUCAUGUCAAUGUUGAAAAAUGCCGUGUCCAGCUCGCCUUGCCUUUUUUCCUUUUGUCCGGGGAUUUUCUGUAUAACGCCCGGGCCCCCAGGCCUGUCGUUGUGUAGCAGUAAUGUAGCCUACAUGGAGGCCGGGGCCUGGGCAGGCACUGAACCCCCUAGCCUUCAGCUCUGUGGCGGCGGGCACGGCAGGAGACAGUAAGGUGGGCGGAGGUCGCGGCGGGGGCCCUGCAGUUCUAUUGCAGCGGCUCUCGCUCCGAGACACGGAACUAACAAACCGGGAAAAACUGCCCAGUGGCUAUGCUAGCUGGGACGCGGCCCGCACCCUAAACGGCAUAUUUUAUAUAUAUUGUAUAUAUAUGAUAUGUGAGUUAGCCCGGCCCCUCGGGUGAAUGGAUCCACGGCAGAGGAGCGCAGGUGUAUCGGCGCUAGAGCCCCCACCUGCGGGGGAUGCGGUGACAGACAGACAAGGUGCGUCUGACAGCAUCUGAUCAUCGCACGCCUCUUUAUUCAAUGGCUGGUUUGGUAGACUUGUGCUAAUACAGGGAGUCACCACUAGAGGACGCCUCUAGGAAUGACCCCAAGAGUGCAUGCGGUAAUUUGAGAGCAGCACAAGCCCUCGACCAGGCCCGGGGGAAGCAAGGAGUCUUCCAGCUGUCCCCCAACUCUCCCUGCCUGGAGUUUAGUGUCCAAGAGUUAACAUCAGAAAAAAGGGUCGUGGCUUCCUGUUUCCCUCUCCCCAAUCUGCCAAUGGCCUGUGGGUGGGAGUCUCCAGGCCCCGCCUGUGUAUGACAAUGAGGGGCGGGGUUUAUGACUGGACAUUCCCAUCGAGAUUAGAACAGAUUAGAGAAGAAAUGCGAUUAAAACAAAAAAGAAUAAAAAAAAGCCUACCUCAGGGUGAAGUUACCUCAGUAUUCCUUUGUUUUGCUUGCUGGUGUUUUCUAAAAGAGACAAAGAAAGCUGAAAGUCCUGAAUAUUUUUUAUUUUUUUAAUGAAAAAAGUAUUUUUGUUAGGUUUUGUCUUGUUGCUUUGUUUAUUUUUUUCUGUUUUCUUUUGUUGUUGUGGUGGUGGGGAAUGAGGUCAGGAUGACGACAAGGUUGCUUUUAAGCUUGAUCAGAGAAAGAUAACUCAUUAGUCACCAAUCGUUGAUUGGUGACCAGAGGCCGGAAACAUCCGCAGGCUCUUUCUGAAGUGUAGUGGCUGAAAAACAAAACAAAGAGAAAAUAUCAGCCAAUGGGGGAGUGGCAUUCCUUAAGAGGCGGGUCCUACAGUACACAUGCUAACUGUGUGUCCCAAUGAGAGAUCUUUUACUGUCUUCUGUGGUGUCAUCAGAUGGAUAAUCCCCUGAUGCUCAUUUUCUAAUAUGUGUACAAGCUGUGAUAGCGGAGGAACCCAUCUGUUUUACAAUCUCCCUUUUCUAACACAAACCCCUGGCCCAAUCCGAGGCCACUGAUUGGCUCAGACGGACCCUCUUUCUGGCUGCCUUACACUGACGACAUCACGAUGAUGCACCAACAACCAAACAGUCUGUAAGAGGCCGGGCCGCGGGUACGGCACAACACAUGAGGAAAAUACAUUUUAAGAGACUGCCUGGAAGUGACCCUCGAAAUAUAAAGUUUAACGAAAACGAUAUGCAAAACAUGCUGAAGAUAACGACAGCGCGUGUGGGCUGUGUCGAUCGGUCUACUUGUUUAUUGUGCCCUCUUAACGGAUAGCCACGGCCACAGGAGGUGUCGGGAAUUUGUUGUUUGUCGGAGUUGUGCCGAGUGCUACAACGGAGAUCAAAGAUGCGACAGCUGUAUUCGUAGAAAUGUAUUAAAAAUACGGAAGGGGCAUUCUACCUGUACAAACACACACACAACACACAUCUGAACACACACCUAAACUUGCUCUGACUGCUCUGAAUGUGAAUAUUUAUUACCUGUGCACUGACCGCAACACCUCAGACGCUUCGUGUUGGCUGUGUGUGUGUGUGUGUGUGUGUGUGUGUCUGUGUGUGAGAGUGUGUGCGUGUGAGAGAGAAUGUGGAUGUGCGUGCGUGUGUAUGAUUUGAAUGUGUUUGCGUGUUGUUUUUUAGUUUCACCGGUUUUAAAGGUUCAUUUUAGAGAGGCGAGUGGGUGAAGAAAAAAAGUAGAACAGAGAGCUUCGGCCCUUUGUCUGGUUCGACCAGUCGUGGGGAUUAAACCAAUUAUCUUGACGAACGGGGGUGAAGAAGAAGAAAGAAAGGAAAUGCAAGAGAGUUUUUAAAAACAACUAAAUAGUGAGGCAAAUCAAUCACAUCGGAUAAGCCAGAUGUGAGAAAAUAUAGGUGAACACAAUCACAAUUUUUCUAUUUUUGAAAACAAAUAAAAAGAUGGUGGGACACCAGAGUUAUCUAACCAUGCGUCAGAAUAUCAAGGGACACUGCCAGAUGGAUCUUUACUGCCUUGUCUGCAUGUCAUGCCACCACCUUAAUCUACCCGGGGACAUAACCGGCUCACUUUUCAACAGAAAACUGAAACCUCUAUCCAUCUCUGUGCUUCCAUUUUUUUUAUAUCAGAGGCUGUAACUCAACUAUUGCAAUUAACCAAGCGAGACCGGAGUCAAUUAUAAAGCUUUGUUAAGGUCAAGGAAGCAAAAGCAUUGAAGCGUUGGACCGCAUCUGCUCGACUACCGACCACUCCGGUAUAUGCCGUCAUCUUGUGGCUAGCUAGCUAACUUGGUGAGGAAGCUAAGUAACCCUCUCUCUCCUUCUUCUAGAGAGCUCUGUUCACAAGCGCCAAGACAUGCCCUUUAGGAUUUGUAUUUAAUUUUCAUCAGCUUCCAUUCAGCAACCGUUUUAGAUGAUUAUUUUCUUUAUUUUCUUUUUGUACAAUACAGCAAGCUUUAUUUUGGACGGGACAUCUGGGCUGAUGUACUGUAGCAUUAAUCAAUAAAUUAAAUACAUGAAUAAAUAAACAAACUACAGAGAGAACCUCCUGUAUAGGAUGUGGGGGAGGGGAGAGGAGAGAGUGGGGGAUUCUGUACAUAUCUGGGACCCUUAGUGAUGGGGGAGGGUUCAGUCGCUUGAAAUGCAACAGUUUCAGUAACUGCAGCAUCAUUAUGACACACAGAUUCACACACACAUACGUACACUGCCUCCAUAUUCCUUCUAUCCAUGCUCGCAAUGCUUUAUCUUUUCCCUCAUUCUCUUCUGCUCAUUAUUCUUCGAAGAAGAUGCUUCCUCGUUUUCUCCGUUUUGCGUCUACAUUUUUGAGAGAGCUGUCUCCUUGUCGCUGGUCUCCAUUUUGGUCUGUUGUGGUAUUCCUCCAAGCAUUCUCAUCCUGUAGAAUACUUUUUUGUUUUUUGAUAUACUUUCAUUUCCCUAAACAAGACAAUUACAAAAUAUGACAAUAUAUGGCGUUUAGCUCAGUCCACGACAGUUACUGUGCCAAAAUAUCCUCAAAAGGUUUCCCUUCCCCGAUGCUAUGUAUAAAAGGAACUGAAGCUGAUACCUAACAUUUAACUUCAAACUUAAUCAAGUUAAAUACAGAUGAAAUAUACCUUAAAAUCUCAGGUAUAACACUUUUUCUUCGUUUUACUUGAAUGGAAUAUAAACAAAAAGAAAAACUUUUCUCACCGCGUCCCCCUGUCUGUUAUGCACUCUUGAAAGUGAACCUAACUUGCAGAUGUUUUAUCACAUGUGACAUGGGGCCCACCAUUCUCGUCAAAUGCUGUCUGUGCAGAAUAAUGACUAUAUAAAUGGAUACAUAAGAAGAAACUCUCUCCCCCUCCCUUAUGCCAUUAGAGUAACGCUUCAAUGAAUUAUCUUAGUUUAUGAACAAAAAGCCACCAUGAGGCAACCAACACCCUCCCCCCCUUAGAAAAUGGUAUGCCCCACACAAAGAAACAAAUGAAAGUAUCGGUGAGCCAGUGUUUAUCUUGACCACUCAGAUUCAUUCUUGCGCAUUUCGAGACCUUUCAAGCGAGAUUAUUCAAAAUGUAAGAUGGAAUAAGUAAAGUACUCGUUAGAAAAGUCUCGGGGUAAACCUGGAGAUUUGACGUGUGCGAUGACAACAUCAACGCUUAACCUUUCUAUCUUUCAUGCAACUUUUAGUACGACUUUGUGACUGGACCUGAUGCUUUAGAACUGACUUAACAGAGACAGACAGACAGACAGACAGACAGACAGACAGACAGACAGACAGACAGACAGACAGACAGACAGACAGAUUGAAAGACAGACUUGUAACUCUUCUAAGGACAGUUAGACACAGACUUCUGCAUGUCACGAUCAACUACCGAUCUUUUGGAGGCUUUGUCGACCAUCUCCGCCAGGUUGAGGCAGGUGGUUGUUGACCUGGACAAAAUAACAUGGACAGACAUAUGAACACAACUAGCAACGCUACCUCAAAAUAUAUAAAUAAAAAAUAUUAACAAUAAUAUCACUUUUUUUUUCUCUCCACAAAAACCGACCACAGCAAUCAUACAAUCAGACAGUAAGGACAGACAGCGCAUGCUAACGUGGUGAGGCAUAUAUACAUGUUUUCCCCCCUCUUUUACUUUAAUUUAUUUUACAUAUUUUUUAUUUUCAGUUUUUUUGGUUUAAUUUAACAUCUCAACGUAGAGAUGGGUCUGUUAAAAAUACAGACACGUAAGGCCGGGUGGGUUCAGAGUGUGCGUGUAAGUUAGCAGGGCUGGCUGGGAAGAGGGACUUGAAAAAUACUAACAAAAGGAUAAUACUAUAGCUUUAUUUUUACCCUGUUAUAAUAUAAUUUAAAUAAACCUGACUAUGGUUUGGAGCUAUGUGUCACUGUGGACUCAUUCACAACAUAUGUCGAAAACAACAAAGAAAUAGCUCAAAACUAUAAAAAUGUCCAGUUUGGCUUAGCUAAGUUUAGUUUAGCUUCUCUAAUGCUAUUAGCCAAAUUUCCCUUCCAGCUCUGCAAUCCUGCCGAACCCUCUGUCUCUCACCUCCUGACCUCCACCUCUGAAAGGAAGGGGGAAACACCUGUAACCAUGUAUUUUUUUUUUGUUGAUCUACCUCUUAGCAAAAUAUAGGAAAAUGGCUAAAAAAAUCUUUAGAAAAAAGGACACAAAAAAAUAAAAAAGGUUUUCAAAAAAAAUGCUUGAAAGAAAUAUAGGUAUGAAUAACUGGGUAGCAGCUUCUCCAUAUACUGUAGUGGAUAGUCUAUUAAAGGAAUAAAAAAAUACUUUUACUUCUUCCAAAGAUUAUUUUGUUUUUCUUUCAUCAUUGUUAGUUUUUCUUUUAAGGUUUAUACAAUGGAAUAAUAAACCUCAUAGGGGGAAAGAACAUCUCUUCUCUUUUCAUAAAAACAACAUGAGAUUUAACUUUAAAAUUUUCAUUUUUAUUUUUGUCAUUUCAUUGAUUAUUGAACUUGACCUUACGUAACCACAACACGAUUAUUCAUGUUUCAUUUUUGAUCGAUUUCUAAUCAUUUUCUCUGUCUCUUUGUGAUUGCCUAUCUUUUUUUUCUUUUUCUUCAAAUGACAGCGGAUUGUGUAUCUCUUGCGUUUGGAUGCAGUGAAUGAUGUUAACCUCCAUGUGUCCCUUGAUUCUGAAACGCAUACAUUUUCUUUUAUAGUUGCACCCUUUAAGGACCUGCUCGUAAAAUCACCAUGACAUCUCUCUGUUUCAACGUUGUGGGCCUACUCUCACAUCUGAGUCAUUUGAAAAAGGAAAAAAAAUAAAACGCACUGUUGUUUAGCUGGCAUUGGAGCCAAGUUAGAAGGUGUUUAAAGGCUUUUAAAGAGGGCCGGGGGUACCCUUCUCUUGUCAAAGUGUGAUAAAUCUCAAGGCCUAUACCUGUACCUAAUCACAGCACAGGCUCAGGUUAUAUUUUUUAACUGCUACAACUGAGCCCCUAUUUACUGCCUGAUAACAACAAUAACAUUGAGUGAAUCGUAAUGUUUGUAUUGACGUUCCUGUGUCAGCCAUCUGUUAGUUUUAUUGACAGACCAUAGCGUGUCCAGGGAGUACAAACUGUUACUUUAUAUCUGUUCAGGUAUGACAUGGACUGAUCUAUGCAUCAAAUAGUUAAAAAGAAUAAUCAAAAACCAGCCUUGUGUGCUUUUGUAAUAACAUAACCCGGGCGGUCAGGCUUGCUGAGCUUUUGUACGCAACGGUCGAGGCACGUCGAGAGAAGGGUACUUCUGUGUCAGUUCUCCCCUAUGGCACAGGGUGGCACUGUUGUCUUUGCAGUAUAUAGACUUACACCCUCUGUCUAAUUCUAUUUAGUCCUCAUCAUCACUUGUUUUAAACUACUUGUAAACAAAGCAGAGCAUAGCUAUGAAUGUGUUAUUAAAAGAAGAGAAAAUUGA
Messenger RNA from Gadus macrocephalus (Pacific cod), 9518 nucleotides. RefSeq names its product insulin-like growth factor 2 mRNA binding protein 1 (gene igf2bp1). The transcript has 15 exons. Gene Ontology annotation, cellular component: cytosol; cytoplasm; nucleus. The record is from RefSeq and is a predicted model, not a curated record. Gene Ontology annotation, molecular function: mRNA 3'-UTR binding. NCBI's taxonomy places the organism in Eukaryota, Metazoa, Chordata, Actinopteri, Gadiformes, Gadidae. Bases 428 to 2257 code for a protein of 609 amino acids. Gene Ontology annotation, biological process: nervous system development; regulation of gene expression.